AUGGGAAAUGAGUCCAGUUACCCAGUAGAAGUGUGCUGCCACUUUGACCAAGACGAAAUUAAACGGCUGGGCAAGCGGUUUAAGAAGCUGGACUCGGACAGUUCGGGCGCUCUGAGCGUGGAGGAGUUCAUGUCCCUGCCGGAGCUACAGGAGAACCCAUUGGCGCAGCGAGUGACAGUCGUCUUCGACACAGACGGCAAUAGAGAGGUGGACUUCGGGGAAUUCAUCCUGGGGACCUCCCAGUUCAGUGUCAAGGGAGACAAGGAGCAGAAGCUGAGGUUUGCUUUCAUCAUCUACAACAUGGAAGACGGCUACACUUCCAGCAGGGAGCCCUUCCAGGUGCUGACGAUGAUGGUGGGGGACAACCUGAAAGACUGGCAGUUACAGCAGCUCGUGGACAAAACCUGGGCAUCCAUCGUCCUGGGCAAGGAUCGCGGUGGGAAAAUAUCCUUCCAGGAAUUCAGUGCUGCGGUCGGAAGCCUGGAGAGCCACAAGAAGUUGCUGACAAUUGUGCGAGCUUUUAUAAGAGCACCACCCAACAACGACUUUUUCUUUCUUCUCAAAGAUCAGCUCAAGAGGCCCAGCACCCGUCUCUCUGACCUGCUGGGAAGUAUUUCUCUUUGUGAAGCAACAUUUUCUGACACCAACCUCUUGCCCACCUCAGUGUUAUUUAUUCUCCUGGGAAUGCCCUAA
Molecule: messenger RNA, 693 nt
Organism: Delphinapterus leucas (beluga whale)
Lineage: Eukaryota; Metazoa; Chordata; Mammalia; Artiodactyla; Monodontidae
Gene: PPP3R2
Product: protein phosphatase 3 regulatory subunit B, beta
Molecular function (GO): calcium ion binding
Source: RefSeq, a predicted model, not a curated record